AUGAAUAAUGAAUUGAGGAAAGCGGCUGUGAUGUUUUUGCGCAAUGCCAUUGGACGAAUACUUGCCGACAGGGACGUAAAGAAAAAGGAGAACGCGCAACUUCGAAAAGCUUGUGAGCAAGCGAUUGAAGAAUUGGGUAUCGCUGAUACGGGUGACGAUGGGGCGACCGGAAAUGUGCUGCCAUCCAGGUCGCAGUUUGUGCACGCCGAUCGUUAUUUUCUUCCCUUCGAUCUGGCUUGUCACUCCAAAUCACCACGCAUCGUUAUCAUCGCUCUCGACUGCUUACAGAAGUUGAUAGCUUAUGGACAUUUGAUGGGUAAUGGAGUGGAUGUGUCAAAUCCAGAACGCCUUUUGAUCGACCGGAUUGUUGAAGCAAUAUGUUCACCGUUCAGUGGCCCAAAUACCGAUGAAGGUGUGCAGCUACAGAUCCUGAAGGCUAUUUUGGCAGUGGUACUAGCACCAACAUGUGAAGUGCAUAAAGCAACCCUGCUACUGGCAGUAAGGACAUGUUUCAACAUAUAUUUGGUCAGUCGGAGUCCAAUUAAUCAAUCAACAGCAAAAGCCUCCUUGACACAGGUAUCUGCAUUUCUGAAUUUCUUAAUUACUUGCAAAGCUUUUGUGUUGACGGUGAUCAACGCUGUAUUUGGGAAUAUGUUGAAAGCAGAAGAAGCAGUUUCUCUCACGGAUGAAAGUGACGAGAAGUCGCAUUUUCAGAUUGUACAGACCGUUGUUAACUAUAUGGUGGACCAGGUUGCAAUGCAAAGCGAUGAGCAAUCGAGUGGGACUAGCCGUCAGGACAGUAUCGCUAUUUCGAUGGCAGCAGAAGUGCUGGCUGCAGCGCCCCGUUCCUUGAAUCCCGUAUCACUUGCGGCCGAUUCUUCAGAACAUAUCGGCGACGAUGUGCCGUCGUUGCAUCUGUAUUUCCGGAGUGUACAGGAAGAAGAUGCAUUCCUUUUAUUCCGAGCUCUUUGCAGGCUUUCGACGAAAGCACUUCCGGAACGUCCUGAUCCAAGUAGUCAUGAACUGCGUUCGAAAGAGCUUUCCUUGGAAAUGUUGUUACUGAUUGUGCAGAAUUCCUCAUCACUAAUCCAUUCCUCGCAGCCGUUCAUCCUCGCACUACGACACUUAUUAUGCGUCUCACUUUCGCGCAAUGGCGUCUCACCAAUUGUUUCCGUUUUCGAGAAAUCACUGGCAAUAUUUGUGCAACUUGUCAACAAAUUCAAAAUGCACUUAAAAGUGCAAAUUGAGGUUUUCUUCAAAGAAAUUAUCUUUUCAAUACUGGAAAGCAGUUCGAGCUCAUUUGAGCACAAAUGGAUUGUUAUUAAUACGCUGGAGAAGAUCUGCGAGGAUCCGCAAAGUAUGGUGGAUAUCUAUGUAAAUUAUGAUUGCGAUCUCACUGCAACAAAUAUCUUCGAGCGAAUCAUCGAUGGCUUAUUUAAAGUUGCUCAGUGUAUGGUCGAUUGGUUCGAUGAUAUUUGUUCCGGGCGGUCAGUUCCCGAGGACGUUGAAUGUGUUGAGGCAGCGUCAACCGAGGCAGCUACAGUGCCGCAAUCAUCAGCAGUGCAUCAGUUCGAGCAGCUGAAACAAAGGAAAGAAACUAUAGAGCACGGAAUCCAUCUGUUUGCCCGCAAACCCAAUGAAGGCUUAAAAUUCCUUCAAGAAAGACAACUUGUUGGGAUGGAACCGGAAGAUAUAGCUGCAUUUUUUCACAGUGAAGAUCGACUGGACAAAACUAUUGUUGGCGAUUAUCUUGGCGAUGGCAGUGACUUUAAUAAGCGUGUGAUGUAUGCGUACGUUGAUCAGAUGGAUUUUGCGGGUCGUGAGUUUGUUGCUGCUCUCCGACAAUUUCUAGAUGGAUUUCGGCUUCCCGGUGAAGCGCAAAAAAUUGAUCGUUUGAUGGAGAAAUUCGCAUCGCGCUACUGUGAAUGUAAUCCAAAUCUCGGUCUUUUCGCUUCUGCCGAUACUGCUUAUGUACUGGCGUAUUCGAUCAUUAUGUUGACAACUGACUUACAUAGUCCGCAGGUUCGAAAUAAGAUGACAAAAGAGCAGUAUAUUGCAAUGAACAGAGGAAUAAACGACCAAUCGGAUUUGCCGCGGGAUUAUCUGUCCGACAUUUAUGAUGAAAUUGCUGGCCAUGAGAUUAAGAUGAAGCCAGGCCUCAACAAACUCCCAAAACAAAAUGCGCAAGCGACAUCUGAACGACAGCGUAAACUUCUGCAAGAUGUGGAAUUGGCGGCGAUGGCACAAACAGCACGAGCCCUUAUGGAAGCAGCUUCACACUAUGAAGCUGCCUUCACCUCCGCUUCGCACUACGAACACAUUGCUUGGACACCUUGUCUGGCAGCAUUCAGUAUUGGCCUGCAAACAUCGGAAGAUGAGCACAUCAUAUCGUGGUGCUUGCAAGGAUUUCGACUUGGAAUUCGAAUUGCUUGCAUAUUUCGUUUGGCCUUGGAGCGGAACGCUUACAUACAAGCACUGGCGAGGUGUGCUUUUAUCCACUUUUGA
Messenger RNA from Gongylonema pulchrum, 2505 nucleotides. Lineage: Eukaryota; Metazoa; Nematoda; Chromadorea; Rhabditida; Gongylonematidae. The record is from the annotation of a GenBank genome assembly.